This is a messenger RNA of Torulaspora delbrueckii, 1878 nucleotides long. RefSeq lists its product as uncharacterized. The record is from RefSeq and is a predicted model, not a curated record. Gene Ontology annotation, cellular component: membrane. Lineage: Eukaryota; Fungi; Ascomycota; Saccharomycetes; Saccharomycetales; Saccharomycetaceae. The coding region runs from base 1 to 1878 and encodes 625 amino acids. The transcript has a single exon.
AUGGGACCCGCUGCUCCAAAACGCUCGGCCUUGGUCUGGUGCUUUAUUGGGAGUAAUAUAGUGGCCUUGGGAGCCGGAACACCUUAUCUGUAUUCAUUUUAUGCUCCACAAUUGCUGCGGAAAUGCCAGUUACCUGUUUCUCAGCUUAGUACGCUGCCACUUUCCUUGAAUAUUGGUAGUGCGUUGUUAGGAUUCCUUGCUGGGAUGGUGAUAGACCGUAACGUGAAGGCUUCAUGUUUAAUAGGAGCGAUCUCUACUUUCUGUGCUUAUUCGAUUCUAGACUACUGUUAUGCGAAUGAGUCGUCUAAUUUGUGGCUUCUUUGCCUGGGAUUGGCAUUAGUUGGAUUUGGAUCAGUAUCUGGAUUUUAUGCAGCUGUGAAGUGCUGUACUACAAACUUUCCUCACCAUCGAGGUACUGCUGGUGCGUUUCCUGUGGCAUUAUACGCCCUUGCUGGGAUGCUAUUUUCCUAUAUAUGCGCCAAAUAUUUUGGUGAAGAUAUUGACAAGGUCUUCAAGUUUUUGGCCGUUGUUUGUUCAUCCAUGAUCUUUGCGGGUUGUCUUAUGUUACAGAUCUUGAUAACUCCUAGUCAAAAUAGGCCCAAGAGGAAGAAAUCGGCCGUCGCGAGGGUAUCGCGCUCUUCAGGUCCAUCAAGAGAUGCUUCUCAGCCUAUUGCGAUCCAAGGUGACAGUCAAAGCUCACAGUCUAAUGUCUAUGCGAAUGGUGAUCGGGAUGGUCGAUCUCAAAGUUCAAGUUCUUCUUUGGCAUCUUCUUUUCAAUCCGCUUUCUCUGGGAAAAGAUCUGCGUCAUUCCUAUGGUCUAAAGAACUAACUGGCUCUCUUUCUUUCUGGGGCUGGGGUAAAGUGCGUGACGAAGAAGCAACCGAAUCACUACCUUCCUCAGCAGGAACCUUGUCUCAUUCAAGAGGACCAAGCUACUCAUCUGUGAUUUUGCCGUCGCAAGGACAAAGGCGUGAAUCAAUUCCAAACAAAAACAGGAAAGAUAGUUUCAUUAGAGAAGACACCGGAGUUACUAGCAAUGUCUUGAAUCUCAACCCCGCCAAAGACAGCGAAGAGACUGAAGAAGCUCUAGAAGAUCGAGAACCGAGCUUCUGGAGAGAUAAUCACAUAGUGCAAACGAUAAGAAGGCCUCGGUUUAUCGCUUAUUUCCUUGUUCUCGCAACUUUACAAGGAAUUGGUCAAACAUAUAUUUAUUCAGUUGGCUUUAUCGUUCGAACUCAAAUAGCCUCUACGCCAGGAGGCCAAGAGUCUUUCAAUGCUGAGAAGAUACAAUCAUUACAAGUUUCGAUUAUAUCCUUAUUAUCGUUCAGCGGAAGAUUGUGCGCUGGUCCGGUUUCUGAUCUUCUCAUCAAGAAAUUCAAAGCACAGAGGCUCUGGAACAUUGUUAUGGCAGCCGCUCUAAUGAUCUGGGCAUCUGCGCAAACCUUGACCCCAUCAAACAAUUCUCUAAAACUUUUCACGUCGUCUGCUCCUGCGAACAUCAAGAACAUCUCGGUUUGCUCCGCCAUGUUCGGUUUUGCAUUUGGGAUUUUGUUCGGAACUUUCCCAUCAAUCAUUGCAGACUCGUUUGGUACAGCUGGCUUCAGCACAAUUUGGGGUUUAAGCACGAGCGGUGGAUUGAUCACCGUCAAAAUCUUCAACGCUAUAUUUGGUGCUGAUUUGGGUAAUAACACACAGCCUGAUCGUCCAUAUUGCGAGAAGGGAGCAGGUUGCUACAGCCAUACGUUCCAUAUCAUAAUGGUAUGUGCUUCCGUGGUAAUGCUGGCUACCGUCGGCAUCAUCACUGUUACUCAUCACCAUCACAAGAGAAGAAAACGCUUGCUCAACGGGGAGCUCACUCUUCCCAGAUUUACAACAUGA